ACCGUCAGACCCUGCUAUCUGCAAGGGCUCUUAUGGCAUACGUACACAUGAAGGGGGUAGUGGACGUAUAACAGGACAGAUAAGGCAUGAUUAUGUUGGGGAGUCUAGGCCAAAGACUACAGAAGUUCAAGGUCCUGCUUCACGCCAGGCUCCCAAGCCCCCGUUCGACGAUGAGGCUUUCGAGAGCCAUGUCUCGGUGCCAACUUCUUGAGGGUAUUGACACCAAUUUCCAGCCCUCGUAACUUCAUCGCCGAAGCUCAGCGAGGCCAUCGUCAAAGAUGAGGAGAUGGACGGCGCCGUCGUCAAAGACGAGGAGAUGGAUGCCGAGUGCCCCAAGCCCAAACUCGACAAGCGGUUGCCGUGUACGGCCAUUUCCAUAUCGAUAUAUGUUGACAGCAACUCGAUCUGUGUGCGAAAAGGAUGUCCGGUGAUCGGCGAGAGCAAGCGGCCUGCGGCUCAACAACAUUUGUUUGCACUCGACUCUCAUCUUCCUUUCUUUCUUCCAUUCACCCCAACAAGGUUCGCAAGGUGGCAUUCCAUCUUUGAUCAACACAGUCCCUUCUUCCCGAUCCGACAACAGUUGUCAUAUCAAUCUCAUUCCACAUUAACGACCCUUCUCAGCGUUUUCUAUGGCAUCAGUGUCCACAGCAACUGCAACGUAGAUCACUUCAGCCCGCUCCUUGACAUCUUCUUCAUCGACGAGCACAACAGCACCUUCGGAGUCGAAUCCGUUGCCAGCUUAAGGACUGCAAAGACUCUUGACACAGUUGAUCAAGUCAGGUUCACUCCUCCUGGCGUCUGCCACUAUUCAUCGCUCCUCGAACUGCGUCCGACGCGAAGUCUCUCCAGUCAAGAUAGGGAUACUCGACUUGGGCUCAACACUGAAGCUGAUGUCCUGACCCUGGUAUCCAUGGACGGGGCUUGAUGGACUUGUUACACAGGUACGCGUCUCACAAGCUAGAGGUGUACGUUAUCCAAUGGACAACGCAAAACUUGUUUCUUAUUAUUCCCAAACA
Fusarium redolens is the source of this 1016-nucleotide messenger RNA. RefSeq lists its product as uncharacterized. NCBI's taxonomy places the organism in Eukaryota, Fungi, Ascomycota, Sordariomycetes, Hypocreales, Nectriaceae. The coding region runs from base 287 to 925 and encodes 212 amino acids. The record is from RefSeq and is a predicted model, not a curated record. The transcript is spliced from 2 exons.